UAUAAAGACCGGCGAAAGAGACGGGCAAAGGCCAGUCAAAUUUUUCGGCGCGAAGUUAACGGUCUCGGGCCAGCAAUGACGAGGAGAACGGUAACGAGAUCCUUGUUGACCCUCGCGCUCCUCUGUAUCGGACUGGCAACAUCAGAUUUAUCACCAUAUAAACCAAGGGGAUGGCGUCCUAAUGGUCAACGCUUUAAUCCCGCCGACAAUCGAUUGCAUGCGUAUUACGGGCCCCCCGGAUUACCAGCCUAUGAACCGGCGGACUCGACAAGCCACCCCCCAGUUUUCACGAGCACCACCGCCGCCCCGAAAACCACGACAACACCGAGGACCGCAACGACGCCGCGAACCAGGGAGCCGACGACGCCCUCCGGCGCACCCGAGGAAGACUUCGACGCGAACCCGGCCGUGGCCAUCGCGAAUUCCUUCGCCUUCAAUCGACCCGUUUACAUUUACAACACCUACCCGUUCCUGCCGGGCCACGUUCUGCUCAAGUAACCUAAUCGUUCGGCUAUCGCGCGACGAGUCUCCGCGAAUCGCCGGCGAAUCGUCG
Molecule: messenger RNA, 553 nt
Organism: Megalopta genalis
Lineage: Eukaryota; Metazoa; Arthropoda; Insecta; Hymenoptera; Halictidae
Source: RefSeq, a predicted model, not a curated record